Molecule: messenger RNA, 1032 nt
Organism: Maudiozyma barnettii
Lineage: Eukaryota; Fungi; Ascomycota; Saccharomycetes; Saccharomycetales; Saccharomycetaceae
Gene: PIL1
Product: lipid-binding protein PIL1
Exons: 1
Coding region: 1-1032 (343 amino acids)
Biological process (GO): eisosome assembly; endocytosis; negative regulation of protein kinase activity
Cellular component (GO): eisosome filament; plasma membrane
Molecular function (GO): lipid binding
Source: RefSeq, a predicted model, not a curated record
AUGCACAGAACUUACUCUUUGAGAAACUCAAGAGCACCAACGGCGUCGCAAUUACAAAACCCUCCUCCUCCUCCAUCCUCCACCAAAGGGAGAUUCUUUGGGAAAGGUGGUCUCGCUUAUACGUUCCGUCGUAAUGCAGCAGGUGCGUUCGGGCCAGAGCUGGCCAGGAAACUGUCGCAAUUGGUCAAGAUCGAAAAGAACGUCCUGCGUUCCAUGGAAGUCACUGCUAAUGAGAGACGUGAGGCCGCUAAGCAAUUGUCCGUCUGGGGUCUGGAGAACGACGACGAUGUCUCCGAUAUUACUGACAAGCUGGGGGUCCUGAUCUAUGAAGUUAGUGAACUGGACGACCAAUUCAUCGACAGGUACGAUCAAUACAGACUCACUUUGAAGUCGGUUAGAGAUAUCGAAGGCUCUGUUCAGCCUUCCAGAGACCGUAAGGACAAGAUCACUGACAAAAUCGCCUAUUUGAAGUAUAAAGACCCUUCUUCUCCAAAGAUUGAAGUGUUAGAACAAGAAUUGGUCAGAGCCGAGGCAGAAUCUUUAGUAGCAGAAGCUCAAUUGUCAAAUAUUACUAGAUCGAAAUUGAGAGCCGCUUUCAACUAUCAAUUCGACUCAAUCAUUGAACAUUCAGAAAAAAUCGCUUUGAUUGCAGGGUACGGGAAAGCAUUACUAGAAUUAUUGGAUGAUGCCCCUGUGACACCCGGUGAAACUAGACCUGCUUAUGACGGUUAUGAAGCUUCAAAACAAAUUAUUAUCGAUUGUGAAUCUGCUUUGAAUGAAUGGACCUUGGAUUCUGCUCAAGUGAAACCUACUUUGAGUUUCAAACAGGAUUAUGAGGACUACGAAACUGACGAUUCUGACCAAGAAGUCGCCCAACAUGAUCAGGAUGAAGAAGAAAGAUGGACUGAUGAUGAAGAACAGGUCGAAGAAGAAGAAGAGGAGGAAGAGCCGGUUGAAGAAGAGCCAGUUGAUGAAGAAGAGCCGGUUGAAGAAGAACCAGUUGAAGAAGAAGAACCAGCUACUGUCGCUUAG